CUCUUUCUCUCUUUUUCUCUUUUUCUCUUUUUCUCUUUUCUCUCUCUUUUCUCUCUCGCUCGCGAUUCUGAUUUUACCCUUAAAGCCCUCCGAUUAUUACGAAAACGCCACUGCUCUCUCGCCGUGGGGGAUCCGGUGAGGCCGUUAGGCCGGAAUCUGAGAUAGAGGAGGAGAUGGAUGUUGGAGUAUCUCCGGCGAAGUCUAUACUUGCGAAGCCUCUGAAACUGUUGACUGAAGAGGACAUUUCUCAGCUCACUCGCGAAGAUUGUCGCAAAUUCCUCAAAGAGAAAGGAAUGCGCAGGCCUUCAUGGAACAAAUCUCAGGCGAUCCAGCAAGUUUUAUCCCUUAAAGCUCUCUUUGAGCCUGGCGACGAUUCCGGCGCCGGAAUCCUCCGUAAGAUCCUCGUUUCUCAGCCGUCAAUUCCGCCUCCGGUUACAUCAACUUCGAUUGAGCCAAGUAGCGAGCUCGAAGCUUGUGGUAGGAAUCCUUUUCAAGAAGAUGAAGGUCCUUGCCAUAGAAGGGAUUCUCCAAGAUCAGCUGAGUUUUCCGGUGGUUCUGCUCAGUUUGUAGCUGAGAAAGAUAGCUUAAAGACAGUUUCCCCCAGAAGUCCAGCUGAAACAAGUCCGCUGGUUGGACAAAUGACGAUAUUCUAUAGUGGAAAAGUGAAAGUAUAUGAUGGAGUACCACCUGAAAAGGCGCGGUCAAUCAUGCACUUUGCAGCUAAUCCAAUUGAUUUUCCUGAAAAUGGUAUUUUUGCCUCUAGUAGAAUGAUUUCGAAGCCCAUGAGUAAAGAGAAGAUGGUGGAUCUUCCCCAAUAUGGCCUUGAAAAGGCCACUGCUUCUCGUGAUUCUGAUGUGGAGGGUCAAGCGAACAGAAAAGUGUCAUUGCAAAGAUACCUUGAUAAGCGGAAAGACAGAAGAUUCUCCAAAACCAAAAAGGCUCCAGGAGUUGCAUCAUCUAGCUUGGACAUGUUUCUGAAUCGUCAGCCACGGAUGAAUGCUGCAUAUUCACAAAACCUUAGCGGCGCAGGGCUCUGCGAGUCACCUGAGAACCAGACAAAAAGUUCAAAUCUCUCAGUUGAUCUAAACAGCGAUCUAAACAGUGAAGAUCUGUAACAAAACCUGAAGGGUGAGAUUCCGGGUCACAAGGCGAGCUGUAAAGCUCAAUACAUGAAAGAACAGUAGCUGUUCUUUUGUCAAUUUGCCACGAAGUACAAAAAGCAAAAACAAUGAAUGUUCUCGUUCAUUGUGGAAGAAACAGGGCUUAAAAAGAUUUGAGCUGAAUCAGUGUCUAGUUUUGUUUUACGGCUUGUAUCCCAUCUUUUUUGGUCUGUAGUUUUGAGUAGGUUAGGGACAAGAGAGGAUGUGGCGGUUUGUAUUAUGUAAUGUAAAUGCUGUCUUUAUAAUGAGAGACCUUAUUGAUGAUGAUACCAAAUCUUGAGGUUCUAAUCAAAAAGACAACUUCUUUGUGAUGAGAUAAUUAAUUUGUUUAUUCUCAAGA
Molecule: messenger RNA, 1500 nt
Organism: Capsella rubella
Lineage: Eukaryota; Viridiplantae; Streptophyta; Magnoliopsida; Brassicales; Brassicaceae
Product: protein TIFY 4B
Exons: 9
Coding region: 174-1115 (313 amino acids)
Biological process (GO): regulation of jasmonic acid mediated signaling pathway; regulation of defense response; response to wounding
Cellular component (GO): nucleus
Source: RefSeq, a predicted model, not a curated record